Molecule: messenger RNA, 1528 nt
Organism: Solanum dulcamara
Lineage: Eukaryota; Viridiplantae; Streptophyta; Magnoliopsida; Solanales; Solanaceae
Product: probable polyol transporter 6
Exons: 2
Coding region: 1-1497 (498 amino acids)
Biological process (GO): transmembrane transport
Cellular component (GO): membrane
Molecular function (GO): myo-inositol:proton symporter activity
Source: RefSeq, a predicted model, not a curated record
AUGGAGAAGGGUAAAGGACAAAGUUCUUCAAAGAUUAACAAAUAUGCUUGUGCUUGUUCCAUUGUUGCUUCCAUGAUAUCUAUCAUCUUUGGCUAUGAUACGGGUGUGAUGAGUGGAGCAAUGAUUUUUGUGAAAAAAGAAUUCCAUAUCAGUGAUGUAAAAACAGAAGUUCUAGCAGGGAUACUAAAUUUAUGUGCUUUAAUUGGGUCACUCAGUGCUGGAAGAACCUCUGAUUAUAUUGGCCGACGUUACACUAUAGUUAUAGCUUCCAUAAUUUUCUUAUUAGGAUCCGUUGUAAUGGGAUACGGUCCAAAUUACACCAUUUUAUUAAUAGGCCGAUGUAUUGCUGGAGUUGGUGUUGGUUUUGCACUUAUGAUUGCACCAGUUUAUUCAGCUGAAGUUUCAUCUCCAUCGACGCGUGGAUUUCUCUCAUCUCUUCCAGAAAUUGGAAUUAGCACUGGGAUUUUACUUGGCUAUUUGUCCAAUUAUGUUUUUGCCGGAUUGCCUUUGAGGGUUGGCUGGAGAAUUAUGUUAGGAAUUGCAGCAAUCCCUUCACUCUUUUUGGCGAUUGGCAUUCUGAAAAUGCCAGAGUCUCCUAGAUGGCUAAUCAUGAAAGGCCGUCUAAGAGAAGGCAAAGAAAUAAUGUACAAAGUUUCAAAUGACCCUGAAGAAGCUGAACUCCGAUUGAGGGAGAUUAAAACAAAUUUAGGCAUUGACGUAAAUUGUGAUGAUGAAAUUGUGAAGAUUUCAAAUUCAGUAAAGUCACAAGGGGAAGGUGUUUGGAAAGAAUUGUUGUUAAGACCAACAAAAUCACUUAGAAGGAUUUUAAUUGCUGGUGUGGGAAUUCAUUUCUUUGAACAUGCAACUGGAAUUGAAGCAGUGAUAUUAUAUAGUCACAAAAUAUUUGCUAAAGCAGGGGUACAUGACCAUAAGCACCAAAUUCUUGCCACAUGUGGUGUUGGAAUAACUAAAUUCUCAUUCAUAGUGUUGUCCACUAUCUUGAUUGACAGAGUUGGUAGGAGAAAGCUAGUGUUAACAAGUGUAAGUGGUAUGAUUGUGGCAUUAACUGCACUUGGUACUUUCUUGACUUUGGCAGAGCAAUCUGGUGGUAAACUUAUAUGGGCUUUGGUUCUUAGCAUAAUUACAACUUAUGGAUAUGUGGCAUUUUUCAAUGUUGGGCUUGCACCUGUUACUUGGGUAUAUACUGCUGAGAUUUUUCCUCUUAGGUAUAGGGGUUUAGGAGUUGGAAUUGGUGUUGCAGUUAAUAGGUUGAUGAAUGCAACAGUUUCUAUGACUUUUUUGUCAAUGAUUUCAGCAAUGACAAUUGCAGGUACUUUCUUCAUGUUUGCUGGGAUAUCAGUGGUUGCUUUGAUCUUUUUUUACUUUUUCUUGCCUGAGACUAAAGGAAAGUCUUUGGAAGAAAUGGAAGCUCUUUUCACUAAAUCUAAAGAUUCUAAGAAUGUCGUUAGCAAAGAGGUGGAGAUUGGAAAACGUUGAUGCCUGGCUUCAUCAAUUAGUAUGCAAUAAA